Prorocentrum cordatum is the source of this 1026-nucleotide messenger RNA. NCBI's taxonomy places the organism in Eukaryota, Dinophyceae, Prorocentrales, Prorocentraceae. The record is from the annotation of a GenBank genome assembly.
AUGCCCAAGCAGGCCGGGCGGUCUGCCGGCACCGCCCUCGCGCUGAUCGCCGCGGCGUUCGCGCCCAGAACGGGCCUCGGCAUCCAGCCGGCUGCCAAGGGGCACUUCCUGACGAGUCGGGAGCCCAGGAACAUCACCUCCGUCGUCGACUGCCUCAAGGCGAAGCAGGAGGACCCCACCGUCGAGUGCAGCGAGUCCGCGAACACGAGCGAGUUCACCGGGAAGCUCAGCGCUGGCAACUUCCCGGACUACGAGGACGCCGUCUGCAAGUCCGUCAAUGACGAGUUCUUCUGCGACUUCGAUGGCCUCCUCAGCGAGAAGGAGCGACAGGUCCUGGCGUGGGAGCUCAAGAAGAUGCGGAACGACAACCUGGUCCCCUGCGGGCGGCUGCUGCACGACAAGGUCGACCCUUGGCACCUGCAGCCCUUCUAUCUGGGCGUCGUGGUGCUGGCGGACUGGCCCCUGAAACAGGCGGACCCCGAGUCCCUCCAGCAGUUCGGGCAGGUCGUCGCGUCGCAGUGGAACAUGGACAAGACGUACGCUGGGAACCCUCCCGGGCGCCUCACGUGCCCGAACACCGGCGUGCUGCUCGUGCUCCCGAGCCUGCGGCAGGCGUACCUCAGCACGGCCAGCUGCGAGUUCAUCUGCCAGGCGCACAGGCCCCGGCGGCGAGGUCGUCACGGCCACGGUGAAGGGCUGGAGCUGGGACUCGAGGCUGGACGGCGUGCUCGCGGGCGUGCGGACGACCUACCAGUUCUUGGGCGGGCUGACCCCCAGCGGAGCGAACACCAGCACGGCCUCGGAGCUGGCAGCACAGGUGCGCGCGGCGUCCGCCGCCUUCGAGUCCAAGUCCUCCGUGUCGGAGGGGGUGGUGACCAACACCUUGCAGCAGGCCGUCUUCGGCCUGGUAGUGGUCAUCCUCGUUGUCAGCCUGGCAAUUGGCCUGCUGUUCCUGCUGCUGGGGCCCGGCUUCCUCUCCAGCGGCAGGAAGAUCUGAGGCGCGAGCGCUCGAGAGAGCUGCGCUGA